AUGUUAUUAACAUCUGAACUAACUGACACUGAAAGGGGAAAAACUCUUACUCUCGGGCGAAUGCAGAGAAACAGUGUUCGAAAACGUUCCGUCCUGUCCGGGCGUGCGUUACUUGCAUAUUUAUACCUGCGGCAUACCAAGAUGGCCGCCACUGCAAGUGCAUACUCUACACCGGUGAACAAAGUCGACAGAAAGAAUUUAAUAGUUUUGAUAAGAAAUAACAUUUUAAAUAAUUCCAUUGAAUUUGUAUCGGAUACAGAAUUGAUGGACACAGAUUCUCCAAUCCGAAAGCCGAAAAGCCUCCAGCCAGUCAUUAAGAAACUAUUCCAUUCCCCAAUGGCGGACUACAGUCCAAAACAGAGUGCGCUUCCCCGGGACGAAGUAGACAGAGCAAAAAGGGCGAGAAAAAGGAAACAACUGCUAAUCCCGGACUCGAAUGAAAAAAUCAAAAGGGUUUAUGUAAAAGAGUGUGACAGUGACAGCUAUAGCCCUGAAUUAUGUGGUGGAAUGAGAAGACGAAUGUUGAUAAGCUUGUUUCAUAAUAAGGAGUAUUCAAUGGAUUGUGGAGACUAA
Messenger RNA from Parnassius mnemosyne (clouded apollo), 573 nucleotides. NCBI's taxonomy places the organism in Eukaryota, Metazoa, Arthropoda, Insecta, Lepidoptera, Papilionidae. The record is from the annotation of a GenBank genome assembly.